AUGCUUAGUAGAAAACAGUCUUCCGGGUCUACACAGCUUCUAUAAAAGCUCUUCUGAGAGGCUGUUCAAUAUAUAACUCAAGUUGCUCAACCAAUAUAUAUCACUUCACUCGCUCCUUCUUGCCCUCCUUAGCGAAUUAGUACCCAAUUCAUGCUCAUAAAAUGAGACAUUCGCGUCUCAAUUGUGCACAGCUUCGUCGUUCUUGGCUUCUUUUUGCUGCUGUUUUCGUGUUAUGUUUCGGUGUAGUCGUUUAUGCUACUAACGAUUCAGACAGGCUUGCAUUACUUGCAUUCAAGGCUGAAAUAACUAGUGACCCUUUUGGGCGGCUUAACUCGUGGAAUGACAACACCGACUUUUGCCGAUGGAACGGGGUUACGUGCGGUCAUCGACACCAUAGAGUCACGGAACUGGACCUCCAUUCCCAAGGACUCUCAGGACCCAUCUCACCCCACAUUGGGAACCUCAGCUUCUUAAGAAAAUUGAGUCUCCAAAACAAUAGCCUCGGCCUUGAAAUCCCUCAACAAAUUGGUCGGCUGCAUCAGCUCCAAAUGUUGUAUUUAUCCAACAAUUCACUGACGGGAGAGAUUCCCAGGAAUAUAUCCGCUUGCUCGAACCUUGUAUUUCUCCUCCUCGAAUACAACCAGUUGGUCGGUGGAAUUCCAGUGGAGCUAGGCUACUUGUCAAAUCUUCAACAGGUUGACUUUACUGCGAACCAAUUAAUUGGCAGCAUCCCUUCAUCCAUAGGGAACUUAUCAUCUCUGGAGGCGAUUUCUUGUUAUCAAAAUGGUUUGAGUGGGAUUAUUCCCCAAUCUCUAGGUCGACUAACCAAACUAAAGGUGCUCACCUUGGGAAGCAACAGGAUUUCAGGUACCAUUCCGCCUGCAGUCUUCAACUUAUCUUCAUUGAUUGUAUUCGACGUAAAAGCGAACCAGUUCUGCUGCAAUCUUCCCGAAGAAAUUGGAUUCACUCUCCCGAACCUUCAAGAUUUGAGCAUUGGUCAUAACAAGUUUGCUGGAUCAAUUCCUACGUCGAUAUCCAAUGCCACAAAUCUAAGACAACUCGACCUUGGAGACAAUGAGCUAUCGGGGAAAGUCCCUUCGUUGGCGAAUGUCCGUAACCUUUGGACCGUUACCUUAUUCACUAAUCAUCUCGGAAGUGGAGGUUCCGAUCCAAAUGACAUGAGCUUCCUUUGCUCGCUAACAAAUGCCGCUAAGUUGAUGGUAUUGAUAAUGUUUGAAAAUAGAUUUGGUGGGACACUUCCUACAUGCAUCGGUAAUUUCUCUACUACUUUAAUGUUCCUGCGACUAGGCCAGAAUCUGAUAUCAGGUGAGAUCCCAAGAGAGAUUGGAAAUCUUGUGAACCUGCAGGGAUUCCGGAUGGACGACAACCUUCUUUCGGGUCCAAUUCCGUCAGAUUUAGGAAUCCUUUCUCAUCUUCAAAAACUGAUCUUGUCAGGCAACAAUCUAUCUGGCAUAAUCCCAUCCUCUUUGCAAAAUCUGCAAAUGUUGUUCUCUUUAAGUCUUGCAAGAAAUAACCUUGAAGGGUUGAUUCCUUCACACUUAGAUAAGUGUCAGAGUUUGACAAACCUAGAUCUUUCUUCUAACAAACUCAGCGGUCCAGUUAUAUUCCCCGUAGUUGGAAACCUCAUCUAUUUUAAUUUGUCUCGGAACCAGCUGAGUGGAGUCCUUCCGAUGGAAAUUGGAAACUUGAAACAUUUGGAACAAUUGGAUGUCUCGAGAAAUAUUCUGGAUGGUGAACUCCCUAGCAGUCUAGGCAAUUGUGAUGGACUGACAAUACUAAGAAUGCAAGAUAACCUCUUCCAUGGGUCCAUUCCUCAACCAAUUAGCUCCUUAAGAAGCAUUGAGGAAUUAGAUCUUUCCAACAACAAUUUCGGUGGUGAAAUUCCACGGUUCUUAGAGGCAUUUCAGUAUUUGGAAAAGUUGAAUUUGUCUUACAAUCAUUUUGAAGGCAUGCUACCAACUAAAGGAGUUUUUAGGAAUGUGAGUGCGACUUUUGUUGCUGGAAAUGAAAAGCUCUGUGGAGGAAUGCCUGCAUUUGAGCUCCCUAAGUGCGUCUCUCGAAACUCCAAAAGUAGAGGACGGGUCCAUCAGUUGAAACUUACCAUCGGCAUUGUUUUUGGUCUUCUCGGAAUACCUCUCCUUGUCACUUUCCUAUAUCUAUGUUGGUUGAACCAGAAAAGAAAUGAGCCAAUUUUAAGCUCCUUAGCUGAUUCAUUGUUGAAUCUAUCUUAUGGAACUCUUCUAAAAGCAACCGGCGGUUUUUCUUCGACUAAUCUGAUUGGGGUUGGAAGUUUUGGAUCUGUCUACAAGGGGUUCCUCCAGGAGAAUGAAAAUGUCAUUGCGGUCAAGGUGCUUAAUUUAACGCGGUAUGGCGCUCUCAAGAGCUUCAGAGCAGAGUGCGAGGUUUUAAAGUGCAUAAAACACCGAAAUCUUGUGAAAGUAUUGACGGCAUGCUCAGGCAUUGAUUAUAAGGGUGAUGAGUUUAAGGCUUUAGUUUAUGAGUUCAUGGUCAAUGGCAGCCUAGAAGAGUGGUUGCACCCAAAUCCAGCUCGAAAUGAUGCAAAUGGGCACUCAAAGAAAUUGGGUCUUGUCCAAAGGAUAAACAUUUCUAUUGAUGUUGCUUCUGCAUUAGAUUAUCUCCAUAAUCAAUGCCAAAGCCAAAUAAUUCAUUGUGAUCUAAAGCCAAGUAAUGUCCUUCUUGAUGCUGACAUGGUUGGACAUGUUGGUGACUUUGGGUUGGCGAAGAUUGUCCUCGAAUCCACGUCUGACACUAUAGCAAACACAAGUUCUAUCAUUUUAAGAGGAACAGUUGGUUAUGCCGCUUUGGAAUAUGCUAACGGAUGCCAGGUCUCCAGAGAAGGUGAUAUCUACAGUUACGGCAUCCUCUUAUUGGAGAUAUUCACGGGAUUAAGCCCCACUAGCGACAUAUUUAGAGAGAAUUUGAAUCUUCAUAAUUAUGUGGCUGAAGCUCUACCCCAACAUACUAUGGAGAUUACAGAUCCGGUUCUGCUUCACGAACAAGAGAACUGUAACAAUUCCCAAGAUUCGCUUCAUGAAAAAAAUCGCAUGUUUCAGGAAUCUUUGGAAACGAUAUAUCGAAUUGGACUCGCUUGCUCAGUUGAGGAGCCUAGAAGACGCAUGAGCAUCGACAAAGUUGCAACCCAGCUGCACUUGAUCAGGGAGAAACUUUUUGAAGCUUCUUCACUUGGAAGGAUGAGACACGGAUAGAUGACAUCGAAAGUAGCAAGUUCUUUAUUUCAUUCAAUGAAUCUUUCUAGUGCUAUUUGAAUAUGAAAAAGGAAAGGAUGAAUGUCUGACUUUCCUAACUUCCUUGUGAAUGUAAGAAAGGAUCGUCCUAAUAUUCCUACUUUAAAAGAUUUGCCAAAAAUCCACACCUUCU
Syzygium oleosum is the source of this 3420-nucleotide messenger RNA. RefSeq names its product probable LRR receptor-like serine/threonine-protein kinase At3g47570. Gene Ontology annotation, molecular function: receptor serine/threonine kinase binding; protein kinase activity; ATP binding. Lineage: Eukaryota; Viridiplantae; Streptophyta; Magnoliopsida; Myrtales; Myrtaceae. The coding region runs from base 162 to 3248 and encodes 1028 amino acids. Gene Ontology annotation, biological process: protein phosphorylation. The transcript is spliced from 2 exons. The record is from RefSeq and is a predicted model, not a curated record.